AUGUCGUUGAAUAUUAGACAAACAGUGGUUUUCCUUGUGUUCUUCGCAUCGACAAUUCUGGCAGGUCGCUUUUCGGAUUUCUCCCAUGCGAAGGGGUUUCAUCCGGAUUUGAAAGAUAGGGUGGAGGGGAAUAGGAAGAGGAAUUAUCCCGGGUAUGGGCAUGGGCAUGGGAAUGGGACGGAGGGGUUUAGGUUUCUGAAUAAACAUACAGAGGAAUAUCGAGUUAAAUCUCUCCCUGAUAUCCCCUUUGAUAUCGGAGAAAUGUAUGCGGGAUUAAUGCCAAUUGAUAUGAAAAAUGAAUCAAGAGGGCUUUAUUUUGUCUUUGAACCCACGGUUGGAGAACCGGUUGACGAGGUUACUAUUUGGUUGAAUGGAGGGCCUGGCUGCAGUUCUUUAGAAGCCUUCUUUCAAGAAAAUGGACGGUUUAUUUGGAGUUGGGGAAUGUAUACUCCGCAGAUUAAUCCAUAUUCUUGGGUCAAUCUUACGAAUGUUCUUUGGGUCGAACAACCAGUUGGAACGGGAUUCUCGAUUGGUGAAGUAACUGCUACAACUGAAGAAGAUAUCGCAGAGGAUUUUGUCAACUUUUUCUUGAAUUUUCAAAAGACGUUUGGGAUUAAGAAUUUCAAGAUUUAUGUUACAGGAGAAAGUUAUGCAGGAAGAUAUGUCCCGUAUAUAUCUUUGGCUAUGUUGGAGAGAAAUGAUACGGAGUAUUUUGAUGUUUCUGGAGCUUUAGCUUAUGAUCCCGUCAUUGGCUCCUAUGUAUAUGCCCAACAAGAAGCACCAGCCGUUCCAUUCCUUCUCCAAAACAAUAAUAUAUUCGGACUAAACGCAAGCUUUGUAGCUCAUUUAGAAGCACUUCAUGAAUCAUGCGGCUAUUCGGAUUUCAUAUCACAAUAUUUAACAUUUCCACCAUCUGGUGUUCAACCCCCUAAGUACUUCGACUAUAACAACGAAACUGAUCUAGCGUGUGAUCUUUGGGGUUCAAUCUACUAUGCAGCAUACGGACCAAACCCGUGUUUCAAUGUUUACGAAAUCGUUACUCAGUGUCCUCUUCCAUCCGAUCCACUAGGUUAUCCAACGGACUUACAGUAUCUAUAUCCAGGAUUCGAUCAAAUCUAUUUCAACCGCACAGAUGUGAAAAAAGCCAUGCAUGCACCCAUGGAAAUCGACUGGAGCGAAUGUUCCGGCCCCGUAUUCAUCGGAGGAGACGACGGCGAAGGAGGACCCGAACAAGAAGGUGAUCUCAGUGCAGAUCCCAUUCAAUCCGUUCUCCCCCGCGUCAUCGAAGCUACCAAUCGUGUCCUCAUCGCCAAUGGAAAUCUCGAUUACGAAAUCCUCACCAAUGGCACACUUCUCGCGAUUCAAAAUAUGACGUGGGGAGGAAAAUUGGGGUUUCAAGAGAAACCGGCGAAACCGAUUGUAAUUACGUUGCCCGAUUUGCAGUAUGGGAAUUUGUUUAUUGACGAGGGAUUUGGACCGGUAGAUGAACCGCAGGGAACGAUGGGAGUGCAGCAUUUUGAACGCGGCUUGAUGUGGGCGGAGACAUUUCUGAGUGGACAUAUGCAGCCCCAGUUUCAGCCGAGGAGUAGUUAUAGACAUUUGCAGUGGGUUUUGGGGAGGAUUGAUGAAUUGUAA
This is a messenger RNA of Botrytis deweyae, 1635 nucleotides long. RefSeq lists its product as uncharacterized. Gene Ontology annotation, molecular function: serine-type carboxypeptidase activity. Bases 1 to 1635 code for a protein of 544 amino acids. Lineage: Eukaryota; Fungi; Ascomycota; Leotiomycetes; Helotiales; Sclerotiniaceae. Gene Ontology annotation, biological process: proteolysis. The record is from RefSeq and is a predicted model, not a curated record. The transcript has 5 exons.